This is a messenger RNA of Symbiodinium natans, 1305 nucleotides long. The record is from the annotation of a GenBank genome assembly. NCBI's taxonomy places the organism in Eukaryota, Dinophyceae, Suessiales, Symbiodiniaceae.
AUGGCCAGUGGACGCUAUGCGCCGGGGAGCGCUAGCAGGACCAUCUUGCAAGUGCCUGCCAUGCAUUGCCUCAGUACAGCCUUGCAGUCUGACAACUGCCAUGUACGCUCCCAUGUCAGCAGCCUUCGCUUGCAUUUCACGACUGCGUUGCGUGUGCCCGACAGCGCAUACUGUGCGACUGCCGCAGACAUCAUGUCCGAGCGUCCAGAGCAGACUAGAGAGCCAAGGCCGAACAGCCAGGCCGCCGAAACCACCACCGGCCCCUCCACGAUCACCGUCCUCUGGAGCCAAUCGGACCGAAGUCGGCCCGAUGAGGGUGUCCACGACGAGUGGACCCCUGCGCCUGAGCCAGCUACGCACUUCUCCGACCAGCAACAGAGGCUGGAGCACGCCGUGCUUCUCCUAGAGAAGCUCACCGUCGCAGCGCUCCCUGCGCAGAUCGAGGCAUUCCAACGUGCUGGCGACUUCCGCAAACUUCACAACCCAUUUCAUGAUUUCCCACGCGUGGGAAAUUGGGUCUUAGCCUUGACAGGGAGCAUGCUUUCGCGGCACAUUCGGAACGCCUACUCCAACUGGGGCAACCUGGGCGACUUCGUGGAAUGCUUCACUGUGAGUGUUGCCAAAGCUGGCAAGCCACCAUGGUUUGCCAGCUAUCAGGACCUUGUCGGCACCCUUGCGGACAUCCUCAACUCCUGCUGUUCUGAGGCGUACGAGGCACUCCACUGGCAGAUGACACCUGCGGAAUUUAUCCGCACCAUCAAGACGAAGGACAUCAAGACUGUCAGAGCUGGAGAAGCCGGAGACCCAAUGCUGCGUGAGCUCCUACAUGGUCGAGCCACGAGUUCCAUGGAACCUCGGGAGCACGCAGCCCACACACGGACUCCAGCAGAGGAACGCCACAUCGAAGAUCAUCAGGAUGGAACUCGCUAUCGUGAGAUCACGACAUUCUACGAGCCCGCGGACAAUGCCCCGCCUGAUGAACGUGGCACGGACUUUGUUGAUCUGGAGAUUGAUGUGGAGGUCGCAGAGGACCGCCCCACUGAGGGAGGUGCAGUCGGAGUGGCUCCGCAAGACCCGGACCCUGCAGGCCACAGCACGGAGGCCACCGGGGCCACAGAAGUCAUCGACAUUGAGGAUGGGGAGCCGGAGGCAACCGAGUUACAAGGGACGGCCCUAUGGAUAGCAGAACGGGGCAGCGUGCCCCAACGCACUAAGGGACCAAGGGCAGAGCAGAUCUCCCGGGCACUGACAGACCUCUUGAGACACGUCGAGGGCUGUGCCCAUGGGAGUGGGGAAAGGGCAUAA